AUCCAACCAGUCAACUUUGACAUGUUGGUAGUUUACCUCAGCAGAAGUUGCGUCCACGACCUCUGACCUCAGCCAGCCCUCCAACCGUAACGCUGGACCUUGUGGAGUGAAACUCAAAUCACGGGCGGGAGAAGACGACGGACGGCUAGCAGUGGUGGCUGAAAGUUUAAACCAUCGCCGAGGAGAGACGGGAAGCGACCCAACAGCUUAAAGAUGAUCAUGAAGGGGGAGAAGCGUAAGCAUCCACCAGAGGACGUGGAGGUUUUCGACAUGAGCAGCCCCACCUGGGAGAGCCAGCGGCAGUUUGUUUUCUCGGUCUCCCUGAACAAGUAUCAGUGUGGCCAGGUGCUGCCUGAACCCAGCCUGCGGCGGUCUGUCCUCAUAGCCAACACGCUGAGGCUGAUCAGCCUGGAGGCUUGUAUGGCGCCCUCUGUAGACAUGGAGGUGUCACAACCGCCUUGUAGCUCUUCAUCUGCCCUCCAGGAGAGUGUUUUCAAUGGAGGCGCUGCAGCAAAGCAUCACUCUGCGGCGAUGUUUUCUGACAGCCACUUGGCUCUUGUCAGCUGCCCUCUGGUUUCUUCAAAUUGCAUGUCAAAUUAUGCAUUAAAUGUCCCUCUGUCUGUUAAAGACGAAGAUGAGGACUGGGGAUCGAUGUCCACGGAUUCUGAUUACUCCCUCUCAGCCGCCAUCUCCUCCAUUCUCGCUGCGCUGGACUCCAUCGUUGACGGGAGCCCGCAGGCAGCUCCGCGGACACCUCUCAGGUCCUUGGAGAACCUGUCGGGGCCGUGCGAUGGAGGCAUGGCGUGGGUAAAACAGGGGGUCAGAGGUUAUUCCGGAAGCUGGGAGCAGCAGGUAGAGACCAGCGAUCUGUUCCAGGAUAUAGACACAUCCCUGCUAGAGAGGGACAUGGGUGUGCUGGGGCUCAGAGGCAUCGGAGGUGGAUACCAGUCUGGGGAUGACUUUUACCAGUAUCUGCCCCCUUUCUCCUCCCCGUACCCACCCAGCUUCUCCCUCUCUCUCAACCAGAAUCUGAUCCUGCCUCCGUUUUCCUCACGCAGCCCCUUGUCUUCCUUAUCCUCUUCUUCACCUUCUCUUUCUUAGCCACCCAUCUCUAGUCAGAAUCAAGGGCAUGGGGCAGUGAAACUAUGUGUAGUAAACCAGAUAAGGCUGUUUUUUUUUUCUUAAUGACUACGCAAUGAGUCAGUGCAUACUACAGUUUAAAGUGUGACUCAGCUAAUUGGAAGAAGGGAAGGGAGGUGUCUGAGUUAGAAAACAGGAUUCAUUCAUCAAAUAUGAAGUUAAUCUCUGCUGCGGAGAGAAAACUGCUUCAGCAGCAGCGUCGCACUAAAACGUGUCAAGG
Messenger RNA from Anoplopoma fimbria (sablefish), 1360 nucleotides. RefSeq names its product SERTA domain containing 3 (gene sertad3). NCBI's taxonomy places the organism in Eukaryota, Metazoa, Chordata, Actinopteri, Perciformes, Anoplopomatidae. Gene Ontology annotation, molecular function: transcription regulator activity. The record is from RefSeq and is a predicted model, not a curated record. Gene Ontology annotation, cellular component: nucleus.